Molecule: messenger RNA, 195 nt
Organism: Arabis nemorensis
Lineage: Eukaryota; Viridiplantae; Streptophyta; Magnoliopsida; Brassicales; Brassicaceae
Source: the annotation of a GenBank genome assembly
AUGAAGCUCUCGGAGUUCAACGGAAGAUUGGAUUUCUUGUGGAUUGAAGAUGAACUUGGAGAUGGUUGUACGAGUCUAGUGCGACACUGUGCGCUUAAGCAUCAAUCAAGCUGGAGAGUUCAAAGGCAGCGAAGCACUUAUGAGCUGAUGAGGAGUUUUUCAGUCAUGGAAAAGAUGGUCUCUCGCCACUUCUGA